CUCAUUAAAAGCUUCAUUCCACUUCCAGGAUCAGGCAGGAUUGCAAUAUGGACAUUGUUUAUACACAAAUGUUGCCCUGGGAAUAAUGUUUAUUUCUAUUACCUUCUUGGAGGGGGAAAAAAAAAAGGGAGAGGAAUCAGAAUGCAGAGCUUGUCUGCACAAAUUGCUUUUCAGGAAAUAAUGCCUCUCCAGGAGUGCUUUGAAGUAACAGCCAUUUUUCAAACCACCUUUUUCUACAGCCUGGAGUCAUACAUCAGCCUGUCUCAUGUUGGCCUCUUAGCCUGACCCAAGAUCAGUGCUGUGAGGAGUCACCACAUGGAGAACACCCUUGAGACCUGCACCAUCUGCAGUAAGCCCAUCAUGGAGCGCAUCCUGCGGGCCACGGGGAAGGCGUACCACCCCCACUGCUUCACCUGCGUGGUGUGCAGCCGCAGCCUGGACGGAGUGCCCUUCACCGUGGACGCCUCCAACCACAUCCACUGCAUCGAGGACUUCCACAAGAAGUUUGCUCCGCGCUGCUGUGUGUGCUCUGAGCCCAUCAUGCCGGCGCCGGGCCAGGAGGAGACCGUCCGGAUCGUGGCCCUGGACCGAGACUUCCACGUGCAGUGUUACCGCUGCGAGGACUGUGGCUCUCUGCUGUCAGAGGGGGACAACCAGGGCUGCUACCCUCUGGACGGACACGUCCUCUGCAAGAACUGUAACAGCAGCCGCAUCCAGGACCUGACCGCCAAAGCCACCACCGACCUCUGAACACCCCCCCCCCCGUGAUAACACACACCGCUCACUCUCUCACAAACGUACCCAUCCACAGAAGCUUGCAUUCCUCAGCACACACACACACACUCUCUCAGUACAUAGCAUCACAUGUAUCUAUUGACUCGGUACAUCACAGCAGGAGAGGCUGUGAGAUGUUUAACUGUGUUAAGGAGUGGUUCGAGAUUUUGGGAAAUGGUUUUGAUCUGAUGCACUAUGUCACUAUGUUUUAUAUGUUAUACAGCAGGCGUUCAGACAAGAAUAAAACGUGAUACAGAUAGCCUGCUGCCAAAGAAAAAUCCUAUUCAGAUCUAGAUAUUUAUCUCUUCUGUGUUUAUGACGUAAGAACAGGUGAAAUAAAAAUUCACUUUUUAAGUUCCUUAACAAUGUUUUUACUCACCAAAACUCUAUGUUCCCCUGGUUCACUAGUUCUACUCUUUAUGCUAAGCUCAGUUUAAUAUGUCCACAUGUGCUGAGCGUGCAUAUCAAAAAACGACUUCAAUCUUCUGUUCUGAGUCUCAAAAGAAAAAACAAAUAUUUCCCAAAAUCUCAAAUCUUUAAACGAAGCAGUUAACAGUAAAACAAUAUAUCUUCACUCAGUGUUAUUAUCUCGUAUCAUAAUCCUCCAGCUUGUCCUCACCUGAGUGCGUAUGUAUUUAAAUGUCCUGCCGAUGGGUUCUUUGGAUAUGAAGGGAGUCUGACUCCAACAUGUGACAUGGAUGACAGGAGCAGAUAUGUGUAUGACUGUAGCUUUAUCAGUAUUUAGGAAACCUGUUUGUUGGUCAGAGCAUUUUUGUCAUUGUAGUGUUUGUCACACAGACAUACGGUACACUAAUAGGGAACAUAUUAUCACAGGAGCUUAUUACUUCAAAACACUUUACUGAACACCAAAGAAUCUAAACUGCCGUAUUCACUGUGUACAUAUUCUGUGUGCAACUAUUUUACACAUAACGGGACCACAGUCAUCCUCAAUAGUAGUGUGAGUGUCAAAGACAAACCCUCAGUAGGCAGCCAUUCCCUUUUUAACAAUCUUUUACUUUCUAAUUGAACUUGCUGUUAUGUUUUAUAUUUUCUGUUGGCCUGAACAGUACAAUCAUGGCAUUCCAUUCAAAUAGAAAGGGCCUAUUAUCUGAGUUUUAUGAUAUGGUUUUCGAGCAGAGAAUGAUUAGAUUACAUUAGUGAUUGUUUUGUAAGUCUGAUAGAAAUAACAGAUUAUGAAUGGCUAUGCAAUUUUUGAUGUUAAUUGCAUCGACACUUUAUAAGACAUAUUAUGAAUAAGGAAAUAUUUUACCUGUACAGAUUAAAGCACAAGUGUCCUUAUAAUGAUGCUUUAAUAGAAACCAUGCCGUGGGUACUGUGUGACUUUGUGUCACUGUGCUGUGUGUCAGUGUUGUCGUACCAGUGACAAUGUCUUUUAUAUUUAGUGUGUGUCAAGGUAAUGGGCGAAGAAGGGACCAUGACAGUUUCCCACAAAGUGAUUUUAUUAUUUUUUCCAUCCAGUCGUUUGACCAGCAGAUUCACUGUUUGAUUUGAUAGUUACUUUUUUAAUUACUAGAGCAAUGUGAUGUUUCUGAGUUAAAGGAACCCUGUGGACUUUUCACCGCUAGCUGUGGAACCAUGUUUUCAUGAUUGGGUUCUCAUUGAGCAAAGGCCUGGCCGAGUGCAGUCUCAUUUUAACAAUGAGUAACACAAUAACCGAUGAAGAACAACAUAAUGUGCAGCUCUGAGAACCUCUGCAGGAAGUGACUGUGUAUCACUUAGUCCAGGCGCAAGCGGGCAAAAAAAAGACACAUAGUUACAACAAUUUAAAAACACACUCAAAACAAACAAACUCAAAAACGUCUCUAUGAAAACACGGGUUAGUGUGUGGACAUGUUGUGUCUCUUUAGGUCUCAGGAUCUUGGUGUUGUAAUCUGUCCCUGGCUGCAGGCUCUCAGAUCGGGGUUGAUCUGAUGCAAACAUUUAGAAAUGGUUUGUUGAUACUCCACUGAUCCUCAGUUGGUGAAAGCCAUGUUUGAAGAGAAGCAGCAAAGGCAGAGGACUACAGUUAACAGCUGUUAACAUGCAACAGAAGGUAACAGCUAAAGUGUGCAAACAGUCGACUCUGCAAAUGUUUAUUUACAAAGGAAAUUCAUUCAUUUUGUUUGCAUUUGGGUGUUUACAGGAAAACUCACACAGGGUGCCUUUAAACAACAAAGUCUGAGUAGUAUUAAGGUCUGCUGUUGGUUUACAGUGUUCCUCAGCCCCGAUAACAGAUGUGUUAUCUGUUUAGUGCCAUUAGGAUAGCAGAUGGUUAUACCAACAUGUUUGUGCACUGUAAUCCGUUACUCUGGUUACAAAGCUUUGUGAGCCAUGUUUUACCCACGGUUACACUCUGUGCAUAACUUUGCUAAUAAGCCCAAUAAUAUAAAUAAUUCAUAAAUAAACAUUCAUCAGACCUUUGCCAGGACACAUCUUCUACAUGAGGAUGAAAACACUGUUUCACCAUCCAAGGCUGGGCGAACUGAACUCAGUGCAACUCACCAGUGCAUUGUAAUGGAUCUUAAAGGCUUGUUAUAAAUAUCAAAUUCAGAUGGGAACACCAUGUUCUGUCAUAUCUAACACCUUUUAUUUCAUAUAACUAGGUAUUUAAAUAGAUUACUAUAAUUAGUUUGAGGACAAAAAUAUUCUCUAGUACAGAAAACACUUUUUUCAAGUUUUUUUUUCAGGUACUGAGCCAUGAGGUCAGCUGUUUGGCAGCUGACUCAGUAAGCCAUAUGAUGGGGACUGGUUGUUAGGCAACAAAGGUGAAGAAGACCCUCUUUAUAACAUGAUGUCACAUUUGUUUGUUGGUUUUCAGCGCUCAGGGAGGGGCUGGGGAUCCGGCUCAGUUAGCAUUGACAGCGCCCCUCCUUACGGGCUGGGGUAAUCACACAGGGUUAGGUGUGUCACAAUAAAGAUUUCAGAGUGACUAAACAUCCAGGUGAACAAAAGCCGUGCAGUAGUGCUUAUAUACAAUUCUUAUUUAACGUUGGACCAACCAGAAGUGUUGUUAGCAGCACAUGCUAACAACACCCCGUGCUGUGUUAAAGUCCAGAUGAAAGAGCUGUGGCUUGGUAAAGGAUGUGACGUUGUUCUAAAGCCGCACACUCAAAUGUGUGAUGGAAAUGUAUGUCACUCAUCAGGACAAACCCACGGAGAAUUAUCACGGCAGGCAGGCUGUUAACAGCUAGCUGGGAAACUAUAGGGGGCAGCACUCUCUUGUGUUUUAGACAUUUUUUUAUUGUUAUAUAUUUUAUUAUUGGCUUAUUAGCAUGUUUGUACAAAGUGUACUCAUUCACAGAGUUAAACCUCAUGUGCCAUAAAAGCUGUUUUAAACUCUCCUGUUGCUACAGUAUAUUAUUAUGGACAGUCUGUGAACACAUCUGACUUAAAGAAGUAUAAAGACCAUACUGCUUCUUUUGAUUUAGUUUGAUGUAUUUGGGUGGUCUACUGUCUUUGUUUCUGCCCGUGUCUGUGCAGUACAGUCACCAUACUGUUGCUGUGUGCUCCAUAUGUUGCCUCCCUCAAAGAUGGUGCCAUGACUCUUUACCGAAGUUGAAGAUGUUUCAGCCGCAGUGUGAGGCUGCAGCAGCAGCAGAGUCUGAAUGAGAAGCUGGACCCUGUGGUGUUGGUGAAGCAUCUGUUGGGGGUCAUUGGAAGGGGCCUGUAGUCAACUGGUGUUUCUUUUUUCUUUCUUCAAUAAAACCUUUGCAGUGGC
Messenger RNA from Notothenia coriiceps (black rockcod), 4492 nucleotides. Its product is annotated as lipoma-preferred partner homolog. NCBI's taxonomy places the organism in Eukaryota, Metazoa, Chordata, Actinopteri, Perciformes, Nototheniidae. Gene Ontology annotation, biological process: cell-cell adhesion. The transcript is spliced from 4 exons. The record is from RefSeq and is a predicted model, not a curated record. The coding region runs from base 316 to 750 and encodes 144 amino acids. Gene Ontology annotation, cellular component: focal adhesion; stress fiber.